CGUAUGGCUCAGUUCUGGCCAUUUAUUCGACUCACUUGUUACACACACUAGCGAAAGAGAGUGAUUGAUCAGUGAGAAUACGAAGAGGGCUGAUCGGCACUUGUUUACUGCGUGUAUGAAAGUACCCGAUCCAAGUUCAAACGUCAACAACGGUUGGCUCUCGCGGCAGCAGCAUAUCUUUUCGUUGCCUAUCCUAUGUGGCUCAGGUGAUGUUGUUACACAAAGUAUUUUGGAGACAUGGUAGAAGAAAUGAGGAAGAGAAGAGGCACAUGUAUAGCCGAAAACAGAAUUCUUGAUUCUUAUCGUACAACCAGAGCACUCUACGUUGGUGGCGACCACAGCGAUUUGGCCAUGAACGAGCAUGAUCUCGCAAAUUAACAACCAUACCUGCACCAUAAGAUUACCAGGAAGGCUAGAUACCCGCGUUAGACCCUCAAAUCAAUCUCAACCCGACCAUCCGCAGCUCCUGUCGCACAGAGAUGAUCGGAGCAUUCCCGUUCUAUCCAAUCACCAUAUCUUUGACACUCCUAGCCUGUAUACACAUCAGUGUGCAUGUAUCCCCAAGCACCAACAAGCCAAAAGUCAGCAAGGAUCCGGUCCGUUUGCGGGCAUGUCCGCGUUUUGUGCCCUGUUCACCUGCCGCUGGCCCUCUUGUAUGCUGGCCUCUAGAGGCCAGAUAGAAAGAAAGGUGAUGGCCCGCGUUUGACGCAAAGUGGGGCUAGAUGCUGGAUUAGACGCUGAUGGCUUGCUUUGCAUACACCGAAGCAAAAUUUCUAUCAUGGACAACCACGACAUAAUUGUUCCAUGUACAACAUGAUAUCAAACAUCAACGGUGGGGCCAAUACGUCGAAUGCUUGGUAAUCGCAUCUCUGCUCACUCUAUUUUGGGUGCAGAAAAGACCGCGUUGGUGAAUCUUCCGGUGUGUGAGCGUGUAUACACAUGUCGUAUACGUCGUCAAUGGGAUCCAAGCGGCAUGCACGACGAAAUGUCAGUAAGUGCAUUAGCUCUGCAU
Periconia digitata is the source of this 1012-nucleotide messenger RNA. The record is from the annotation of a GenBank genome assembly. Lineage: Eukaryota; Fungi; Ascomycota; Dothideomycetes; Pleosporales; Periconiaceae.